ACACGUGUGGCAAGGAGGCGGAGCUUCUGAGUACGAGACUAGACGAGGUCGACUCGGGACGCAUCUUGGGGUCGAAGCUGUGAGAAAAGAUGAGCGCUGCCGAGCUGAGCGACAUUAUACAACACUUUGAGACAGAGAGUGGUAGUGAUCUACCGACUGCUGUGAGGUACCUGACGUCUGACGUGGCCAUUGCUAGAACCAUACGCACAUGUCUCUCCCUCCAGAUACAGCCAGCAGAAUUUGACCCCUCACUAUUCCAGUGGCUCUACAGCUGUGUCCAGCAGAAGAAGAAGAGUGGAGAUCUCUAUAACUUUGUGGUCCAGUUCUCACUCGACAUUAUACUGGUCUACUUUUAUGCAGUCUAUGAAAACCAACCCGAGCUGAAGGCCAGUUCCGAGGCACUGCUGAUGGUGAUCAUUGCAGAGGCUGAGAAGGAUCCAUCUCCUCCUGUUCAGAUCCACCCCAUGUCAAAACAGUCUGUCUACCACGCUUCUCCCCAGAGUGUGGUGUCCCAGCAGGCAGUCCUGACAGAGGCCAUGCUCCAGAGACACAAUGAGACAGAGUACUCUGCCCUCAGACCUUCCUUCGCUGGGAAACCCAUCACCGUCAACAACAGACUGAGUUUGCUGUCCUCCGUGGUGGCAGUGCGUUCAGUGACAGACUAAUGCUGUGCCCUGCUGCUCCAAGAUUGCCUUCUGUAACGGAUGUGUCAGGUUGUCAAUGCAGGGAGCAGACAUCCUGUGUGGUCUGGAGGAGGUGGUGGGCCACUCUGUGUCUCCGGUCACAGUCAGAGAUCUGAGGCCCUGGGGGAGGGACGGAGGUAUAGUGUGAGUGACGAGCUCCUCUGCUUUCCUGCACGGAGUCGCAUGUGUCUGUUUCACUCUUGUCAUGAGGCGCACUGCAAGCACUCUACUGUCUCAGGCUAGUAGAGCAGAGUAUGAGCUGCUCCCUGGAUCAAUGCAGGUGUCUGCGUGCACUGAUACGGACGUCUCAGAACAGAAUGUCAAGCCAACUCUCUAGACCUGACAGGGACAAGUAUCUACUUAUACUAAAUGACAACGGGAAGCUACAGGAUCCAACGGAACUUCACACACUGCUACAGGGACACAUCUUGACGUGAAACAGAGAAGGGUCCUCCGGGGCCCCCAGGACUCUUUUGCUGCUCACUCUGCUGAUUCUGUCUGUCUGUGAUUUUUACGGACAGCGCAAUGAGCACAGGUCGUAGAGGCGAUGCUCGAGCUCGGAGGUAAUGGUGCGCUCCAAAUAGGUGUGUCUCUGGCUGUUGGGGGCGCGCAGGAGGGCAUAGCUCGCCAUUCAUGGGGACGUGUUGGCUGUUAAAGCCAUUGCACGUGGACUUCCUCAUACAGUGGGGGCAGGUUCCUGCUGCCGCCUACAUGAGACGGAGAAGUUUCGCCGCGACUGCUCGCGCGACGUCGUGAUUCCUGCUGCUGCAGUCGUGCUGCACGCCAGGAGGUCUCCCGCGGCAGGUGUACAGUCGGGAUGGUGGCUACGGGGCCACGAGGCUGGGCCUGUUUCUGCUGACUCGAGUGUUGCGGGACGGCAGUGACAGCAGGUUCAACCGAGUUCGCAACAACCUCGGACCUUCUUCCUCUACUGGACUGUGCAAGGUGUGUGGGGUGUGGCUGACGGCCCUCCCGACACUCAUCCUCAACUCCAAGACGGAGGGACAGGGAGAUUGGGACACGGGACUACAUUGGCUGGACCAUGUGGCUGGUGGGCAUGUUGAUGAGGCCGUCGCCGACUACCAGAAGUAUACGUUCCGUAGCAACCCAGCCAACAGGGACAGGUGGAUGACUGCGGGCUGUGGAGCAUUGUUCGCCACCCAAACUACCUCGGAGAGAUCCUGCUCUGGACGGGGCUGUUCAUCUCGGCCUCGUCACCUUCAGAGCGGGCCGACUAUCUGAGUUCUCUCUCCCACAGUAUUUGUGGCCCUCCUCCUGACCAAGAUCUCCGGGAUACCCAUCCUGGAGAGACAGAACUGAAGAGGUGGAGGAGCGAUCAGGGCUUCAUGGACUACAUGCAGAGAACCUCAAGACUCCUUCCUUACGUUACUAGGACUCUAACACUGUGUGACGUUGUGACCAAAUUGUUGAGAUGAAUGCUAGAUGCGC
Molecule: messenger RNA, 2132 nt
Organism: Geodia barretti
Lineage: Eukaryota; Metazoa; Porifera; Demospongiae; Tetractinellida; Geodiidae
Source: the annotation of a GenBank genome assembly